UGGAUAAAUAAAGAGACGGUUCUGGGUGACCAUUUGCUGCACUUACCUUUUUCAGUUCGGUAAUCAUUACACUUUGUAUGUAAAGCAUACGCUGGGACCACCGUGCCUCGUCUGUCGUAGCGCUGAUAUGUCGAUGCGCUCGUUGUUGCCAAAGCAUGUGCUAAUGCGGCCGUGCUUGACCAUCUCAGUCUUUCCCUAAGGAUGCUAGCCGUUUUGAAAGUAUAAAUACUUGGAAUGUGCCACUUCCUCACAAUACCAAGCUCUCACUUUCUGUCAUAUUUUUGACCAUGCUGACCUCCGCCAGACUCGCAGUUAUAGCACUCUUCGUGCCCAUCGUUCUCGCUGGAAAGCGUGGCCUAUGCUGGACCUACUUCGAUGGAACACUUGAUCCUGGUGUUUUCAAUAACGGAGAUGGAGAAGUUGUUGCAAUUCUACCAACGGAAACGGUGGCCUCGGAUUCAUCGGCACUGCAGCGCUGCACCGACUGCUCAUCCAGUCCUAUAGCAGAUCUGGCAUCACGUCAAGCAGCACAAGGCUGGGCUACCGUAUUUACGCUGAACGAACCUGAUAUCAACGGCAUCACCCCAAGCGAGGCCGCUUCCUGGUACAUUGAAUAUGUUAACCCAUUGGCGAUCAAGAAGGCCCUCCCUGCUGUUACCUCCAGCGUAACGUCUGGAGAGGGUCUUAGCUGGGUCUCUGAAAUGAUCAGCGCUUGUGCAGGACAGUGCUACUUCGACUACAUCAACUUGCACUGGUAUGGAUCAACCUUUGCGGAAUUCCAGAGCUAUGUAGAAUCAGCAAAUAGUCAAUUCCCCGACUAUCAACUCGUUAUCACAGAGUUUGCUCUUGAGAACCCUGCAGGUGGUCAAGCAGAUCAGGUGACCUUCUUCCAACAGGCGUUCCCUUUCCUUGACGGGGCGUCAUACGUUCAACUUUACUUCCCCUUCAUAGCAACUUCGCCGGCGCUCUUCACAGAAUACAACCCUUCUGGCGCCGAUCUUAUCGGAACCGGAUCGUGCCUCUACAACGACGACGGAUCUCCGUCUGCAGUUGGAGACCUCAUGUACUAGUUUUCUUCCAUUACCCCAUCCUGCGCAUGCUUUGAUGAAAGACACAGA
This is a messenger RNA of Suillus subalutaceus, 1118 nucleotides long. RefSeq names its product glycosyl hydrolase catalytic core-domain-containing protein. NCBI's taxonomy places the organism in Eukaryota, Fungi, Basidiomycota, Agaricomycetes, Boletales, Suillaceae. The coding region runs from base 288 to 1070 and encodes 260 amino acids. Gene Ontology annotation, cellular component: fungal-type cell wall. The transcript is spliced from 11 exons. The record is from RefSeq and is a predicted model, not a curated record. Gene Ontology annotation, biological process: fungal-type cell wall polysaccharide metabolic process.